AUGCACCACGCCUCCGACGCCGCCUCCUUCCUCUCCGCCGCCACCAGCGCGGAUGGGAGCUUGGAGCAGCAGCGGCAGCUUGUGCGUGGAGCCGCGUCAUCGUCGCCGCGUGGCACGGGGGCCGCCGGGAUCAUCAGGUACCAGGACUGCUGGCUCCUGGCCAAGGCGGGCUGCGCGCACCCUCGCUGCCGCCACUGCUGCGGCGGCCGCGGCUUCGCCUGCCCCGCCCACGUGAGGCCCUCCUGCUCCGACACUCCCGCGUUCCCGUGCAGCGAGCACCACCAGCGGACGCUCACCUCGACCGCGGCAGUCGCGCCCCUCCGCAAUCCCCACAAGCGCCCGCGCCCGCGCCCGCCCCCGCGCGCGCCAGCCGCCACCCCCACCACAUCGUCCGUUGAUCAGCCGACGACGGCGGCGCCGGGGAGUUUCGCGCGUGAGGAGGUGAGCUUGGACGCCGUGUUCCGCCGCGUGCGGCUGGGGCCCGAUGGUGCGGAGGUCGCGUACCACGCCACCGUCACCAUCUGCGGGCGCGUGUUCAGGGGAGUCCUGUACGACGUCGGCUCUCGCCGCCGCCGCCGCAGCAGCACGGCGUCCACGGACACGGCUGGGAGCAGCGACGGGUCAUCGCGGAGCACCGCCGGCGGCGGCCUGGAUCUAACGCUGAGGCUGUGA
Molecule: messenger RNA, 672 nt
Organism: Panicum hallii
Lineage: Eukaryota; Viridiplantae; Streptophyta; Magnoliopsida; Poales; Poaceae
Product: protein SHORT INTERNODES-like
Exons: 2
Coding region: 1-672 (223 amino acids)
Biological process (GO): positive regulation of DNA-templated transcription
Cellular component (GO): nucleus
Molecular function (GO): DNA-binding transcription factor activity; DNA binding
Source: RefSeq, a predicted model, not a curated record